This is a messenger RNA of Bolinopsis microptera, 2279 nucleotides long. Its product is annotated as BTB/POZ domain-containing protein KCTD3-like. The coding region runs from base 21 to 2201 and encodes 726 amino acids. Gene Ontology annotation, biological process: protein homooligomerization. Gene Ontology annotation, molecular function: protein binding. The record is from RefSeq and is a predicted model, not a curated record. NCBI's taxonomy places the organism in Eukaryota, Metazoa, Ctenophora, Tentaculata, Lobata, Bolinopsidae. The transcript is spliced from 15 exons.
AUCAGGAAGGUAAUUGGUGAAUGUCAAGUGGAUAUAAUAGGAAUCAGCAGUCAAACCACUACUACGAGAUUUCGUGUCCCGCGCAACGAGAACAUGUGUAUGAGCGUAACAUGCGAGGGAGGCGGGUAAAUGGGUCCCGGCAGCCGCCCCGCUCUCUGCGCGACAACCACCACUUCAGAACAUCGGAAAUAAUAAAGUUAAAUGUGGGAGGGAGGUUGUUUACCACCAGCAGAACUACUCUCAUUUGGAUUAACGAUACUUUCUUUACUGGAUUGUUGAGUAACCGAAUACCGAGUGUUGUUGAUGAGAAUGGUGCUUUCUUCAUCGACAGGGAUCCCGACCUCUUCUCUGUUAUUCUUAACUUUCUAAGAACUAAGAAUGUGAACAUGGAUGGUGUGAAUCUGACCGCGUUACUGCAUGAAGCAGAGUACUUCGGUAUAACACCACUAAUACGGCGUAUUGGAGUGUGCGCGUCCCUCGACCAGUGCAGCUGCGGAGAUCUACUGUUCCACGCGCUGCUCCCACCACCUCCCCAACUCACUAGCAGAGAUAACUCUCCUGUUGUUAUGAGACGGCGCGGCCGAGAGUCAGUCCGCCUUCAGGUGCAACAUGUGAUAGGAUCACACAACUUCAUAGCAGUAGCUUACCACAACGCUCUGUCGUGCUACAAGCUGGGGGAGUACAGUGAGUGGAGGUCUAUUUUCACCACUAAACUGGAUUAUCAUGUUGACCUGAUGGCCUUCAAUUCAAGAGUCCCUGUAUCCGGUCCUAACAGCAAAGAGGUACUGAUAGCAGUAAGCAGUGGUUCUCAUAUUCACUUGUGGAACGUGUCAGACCAGAGUGAAGUAGCUAACUACGACCUGGAAGUUCAUGUGGAGACUCUACUCUUUAUUGCUUCAGGUCUAGUAGCUCUGAGUUCCAGUGGUCUGAUUGGAGUCUGGAACACCAUGACCCAGACCUGGAAGGUGCAGCAAGUACAACCCGUCUCCAGUUUCGAUGUUGCUGGUUGUAUGCUGUUUAUUGGCUGUGGGGACGGGUGUAUUUACUGCGUGGACAUGGCUAAGUUCCCUCUCCGAAUGAAAGAUAACGAUUUGUUGGUCAGUAAGCUAUACUGUGAUCCGGAGAGGAACAAGGGAAUCUCUAUCACUGCUAUCAGUGUGUACCUGACCCCUAAGCAGUGUGUAGGGCAGCAGUGCGGGGAGUGGAUUGAGAUAGCGUACGGAACCAACAGAGGAAUGGUUAGGAUCAUAUUUCAGCACCCUGAGACUGUCGGACAAGGACCUCAAGUACUCCAGACGUUUAACGUACACAGAGAGGCAGUAACCAGGGUGAUGCUGAGUGAGAACCAUCUUAUCAGCGUGUGUAGUGAGAGUAACCAUGUUAGGAGCUGGACUGUCACCAGGUUCCGGGGGCGGAUUCUCACCCAGCCCAGUUCCACGCCCCUCGCCUCAUUUAACGUGAUCGAGCUUGACGAGCCCUACUCUCCUAUGUCAAGUAAUGGGGUCGGGCCUUACGGGGACAAGGACGACUGGGCUGUCUUCAUGCAAAAAGUGGUACAGACGAGUAAUGAGAUGUUCAUCUGUGUAGCGAGUACAGGGAAGAGACUGUGUUCCCUAAGGAGUGUGGACGGUACGAACAUUACAUCUCACUCUCUACACGAGUGUGACAGCUCUACUAGAACCAGGAUGAGGCGAUACAUUCUUACAGGUCACGAUGAUGGUUCGAUACAGAUGUGGGAUCUAACAACUGCGUUUGACAGAGCACCUAAAGACCUGUACAGUACUGAUAGCUCCACUGGUCAAACAGGCGUUACUCAGGUUGAGUUACUACGACUGAUGAACCACUGUGACCUACAGGCCUGUCUCUCUACCUCCUCCUCCACCUCUCCCUUCAGUUCCUCUCUCAGUAUUACUGACCACAGUGAUGACGAUAAUACAAUGCAAGGUCCUCUACACCAUGAUUAUGAGAUGAUAAGAAAAGGAAGAAACUCUCUGCCAGUAGACGUGGGGUUAUCAUUUCCUAGUCCAAGUCGCGUGCAGAGAUCACCUAGCACGCACAUUUCGCCUAGCGCGCACACGUCGCCUAGUGCACCAAACUCGCCUAGUACCACACCAGUGAAUAGUGACGACGAAAGUGCACGCCCCUUCCAGCGCAACUUCAUCAGAAAAGCAAACACACUGCCGCGCAGACGACCAGAGUAGUCUGUAAUAACACACUGUUUAACGAAUCUUGAUUCCAUAUAAAUAUAUUGAAGAAAGGUGUUACUUAAGUGUUUAUAG